Cygnus olor (mute swan) is the source of this 1708-nucleotide messenger RNA. Its product is annotated as interferon-induced transmembrane protein 5-like. The transcript is spliced from 2 exons. The record is from RefSeq and is a predicted model, not a curated record. Lineage: Eukaryota; Metazoa; Chordata; Aves; Anseriformes; Anatidae. Gene Ontology annotation, biological process: bone morphogenesis; bone mineralization. The coding region runs from base 878 to 1282 and encodes 134 amino acids. Gene Ontology annotation, cellular component: plasma membrane.
AGUUUCUUCCUAAAGAUUUAGGCACAGCAGAAGGAAACAGGAAAAAAAAGUGUUUUCUGGCUGUAAACACACAUCCUGCUGCAAAGCCCCAUCUCCUCCUACUUCCAGGGAACCCUAGAGGGCUUUGCUAGAAGCAGCCCUUCCACAUUUUAGCAUUAAAUGCCCACGUAAUGCAUUCCUGGGGGAGGGAGGGUGAGGACGGGAUGCCUAAGUGUGGAGCUUUUAGCAGUACGUAGUCCUACACGCUGCUAGCCCAUUACCCUGGGCGCUGUAGUGACAGAGAUCAAAACGAUUACUUAUUGCAAUUGCCCUUAUUGAAACAAUUGACGUGAAAGGCGCGUUGCAAGGCAAACACACACACCCAAUGACAGCAGCUUUGGCUGGUGCACAGGAAACUCCAGCCUCCGAGAGCAACCAGGCCUUGCUGGUGUUUGAGGGGUUUUCCUGACCACCACCUCCUACAGGGCUUGGCUAGAGGCACCAGUGUGAGGAGAGGUCUCCUGGCACUCUGCAUCGUGUCAGGGGGGUGGUGGCCGCUUGGUUUCCAACCCGUCCCAUGGCUCUGUCCCCUUGGUCCUGCCCCAGCAUGUAGGGCUGGUGCUGCCUGUGCCCCUCGCUGUGGGAGAAAAGCUGGAUAUAGAAAGCCCAUCCACUCGCAAGAGAAAGGCAGGCUCACAAAACCAACUUUGUUUCUCCUAGCUCCCAGCCAAGCAUUUCUGAUAACCACAGCUCGUGGAGGGCUGUAAUUUCUCUGUUUUAUAUAUAGAGGAGACAAGGCCGGGCUGGAGGCAAGCACUAUAUAAAGGGGCUGCCUGGCCCCGCUCCCCCAGCCAGGCUGGUGCAGCAGGAGAGCCGCGGGGUGCCUCUCUCCGUGGCCAUGGACACGUCCUACCCACGGGAGGACUACCUGCCCAUGACAUCCCACAAGCGGGACCUGUCUCCCACCGUCGUCACCAUCGGGGCCUCUGCGCCACCCCGCGACCACCUCAUCUGGUCCAUCUUCAACACCAUCUACAUGAACUUCUGCUGCCUUGGCUUUGUGGCUCUCGCCUUUUCUGUCAAGGCACGGGACCGCAAAGUGGCUGGGGACGUGGAAGCCGCUCGGCGCUUCAGCUCCAAGGCCCGGUGCUACAACGCCCUGGCCACGGCCGGGAGCGUGGUGCUGCCUCUCCUGCUCGCUGCCCUGGUCGUCACCGGUGUCCUCCACCUCUCCAAGCUCGCCCAGGACUCCGUGGGCUUUUUCAGCUACCAGUUCAACACAAGCGAUGACGAGGACAAGUGACUGGUGGGCGAUGGGCUGGACAAAGUUCCUUCGCAGCACUGGCAGCCUCCCAAAAAAGGACUGCCAGCCCUGAAUAAAAUCCUCAUCCAGCCCAGAAACCCCCCAGCCCCGCCGUGCCCAACCCCACGCUUCUUUGGGCAGCUACGUUAUUUCUGUUUACCUUGUGUGGUUUUGUUUGUUUGUUUGUUUAAGCCCUGCCUCCUGUGUGGACUACAGCACCCCUCCAGCCUCAGUGAUUACUAUUUAAAUCAUUAAAACAAUUCACCCAUUGCGAACGUGUGGCAUGUAUGUGUGUAUGUGGUGCAAGGAUUGUGCUAAGGGAUGAUAUAAACGUGUUUUGUGUGCUCAGAUAGUGUACUUCGCAGCUGGGGGAGUUAAUCCACAUCACUUCUAGGGUGUCCCAGCCUAAAAUAGUCAUGGUGAGAG